AUGAGUGCGCAGGCUACUCGCCUCGAGAACCUCUUCCUGCUCUUGCGCGACGGAAGCAGCGCACAGAUCCGCGAGAACGCAGCGGAGAAGUUGGGUGAGGUGGCCGCGCGCUCUUCCGAUGUCUGUGAAUCCAUUUUGCAGCAGUUGCGGCCUUUAAUUGUGGACAGUGAGUGGGAGAUCCGAGUGGCUGCAUCCAAGUGUCUCGAUGUGGUGGCGCGCUCCUUGCGACACGAGAACGAGAACGUCGCGGAUCUCUUCGCCUUGGUCUCGCUCGGUAGCCAAGAAGCUUCUAGUGCGGCGUUGAAUCUGCAGACUGUGGAUAUCAGCCAGGUCGUGCAGGAGGGUGCACCGCUAUUGCGCAGCGGAGGAGAAGAGUAUCAAUACACGACAAAUCUGACGGAGGAAGAGCGGCGGAUCCACGCUGUGAAGCAACGCCGACUGCUGUUGAAGCGUUUAAGUGGAGCAGGAGGUCCGAUCUGGAAAACACGCGAGGAUUCACUGACGAAGCAGCUACUUCCACGACUCAACCGAGACCAUGCACAGGAAAUUGCGGAUGAUAUUGAGACUAGUGAGUCACAACCUCACGCAGAAGAGGAACCUACUACGGCUAUUAAUCGGAAGCAAGCAAGUGAUAUCUUAUCUAUUCCGUCACGUUCAAAGCGUCGCUCGGUUCAUGACUCGGCUACAGGGAGUGGCGUAAAACGACUGAAAGCUGAUGAUUGCAGCGAUACUGAGGAUGUGAUUAUGCAAUCUGGAGGCGAAAUUGGUUCUCAUUGUCGAAUCGAUGAAAGUGAAACGCAAACAAAAGCAGCGAUCGUCGCAGGUUUGGUCUCCGAUAUGUUUGAGAGUAUGUUUGAUUCGAAGUGGGAGGUUCGACACGGCGCUCUCUUGUCGCUGCGGCAAAUUCUCCUAUCAUCCCACUUCACUGCGGCUGUUGAAGCAGCUCGGCCAGCGGUGGACGAGGCCACGCAGCGAAAUUUCGUUGAUAAAUGGCUGGAAGAGUGUUUGAUUCGCUGCAUCUGCGUACUAGCAUUGGAUCAAUUUGUGGACUACUCGGCAGAUGGAUCGGUCUCCCCUGUACGCGAGGUUUGCGCACAGGUGUUUGGUAUUUUACUGGGCAGUCUCUCUAGCGAAGAUACACUGGUCGGGUAUUUGCAAGUAGUGAGGACGCUGUUCAGUGGGUUGACCUGGCAGGCGUGUCAUGGUGGGCUGUUAGGGCUGAAAUAUCUGGUCCAAGCUCACAAAAAGCAUGCACAAGUGCUGAUUCCUCUCUUCUUCGACGAUAUUGUGACGGCGUUUUCUCAGUCUGAUUCAGAGGAGGACGUGCUAGUUCUGGCUGCUGAAAUGUUCAGAGAUUUUGUUUCGUUUUUGGAUCGGAUUGAGCCUGUGGGCAUCACGAAUACUACUGGACUGCUGUGGAGAUCUUUGAAGCUUCACGAAAGCGCUGGGAUGGUUUCCGCAAGCAUAGUUCAGGCUCUAAGUGCCUGGCAUAGUAAUCCUACAGUUGCAGAACUUUUGCAGGAUAACGCUAAAGUUCAGGCAGCUCUUUGGCAGAAUUUAUCGUGCACGAUCCCGAUGCUCCACCAUCAUUCGCUAUCUGUUCGAGCGUCCAGCACAACCUGCGUGGCAGCCAUAUUCUCCAGGGAGUCUUCGUCCUCACAGUCAAAUUCAGCUAACUUUGCUAAGGUAUUCCUGCCGCAUUUGCUACUUCAAGUGCUUUUGGAGGAAGAGGAGUCGAUCCAACGAAGCUUACUGUCCGCGUGGAAACAAGUUGUAAGAAACCUGUCGAAAGAAGAGCUACUGAUUCCUGUUAUUGAUGGUAAUCUGCCAAAGUGGAUGAAGCUGUUGUGGUCGACGAACGAGAUCAGUUGUUUAAACGUUGAAGUGGCCAAUUCUGAAGGUACUGUAUCCAUUGCAGACGUAAAUCAAUCUGUCGAUCGACUAGCACAAGAGAAUCUGUCCUCACGUGUGGUGUUUGCUGAGGCUCUUGGCUUUGCCGUUUCUCACGUUCCUCUUUCGAGCUCUUGCAUGACGCAGUUGAUUCGAUUAGUAUGUGAUGGUUUAUGCAGCAGUUCUGGGGAACGACAGUGUGGUGUGCUGCUAGCAUUGUCAAAAUGGGGUUACUAUGAGCAGCACCUGAAUGUCGAAGACCCACAAGAGCAAUCACGACGAAUUCAGCAUUUGCAAGACUCAAUCGGAGCUUUCCUGGGAUCCUUUGCAGAGAAUCAGUGGAGGACAGGUCAGUCUGAUGCAGCGAGUGAGGAGGGGCCAGUGUUUUACAGGGAGCAGCUUGGAUCGUUGAAAAGAGUCGUGCAGAUGGAAGCUUGCAUUAUCGAUAUUUUUUCAUCGGCAGGUAUCUCCCUUCAGCCUACGGAAAAACCAGACGCAGCGUCAUCAGCAGAUAUUUCACGGCAGAUCGCCGAACAUAUCGCUCUUUUUCCUUAUGAGAAGUUGCAAGACCAUCCGAAAGAGUUUGAAUUGGCGCAUUUCAAGCGACAAGAUCUCUUUCUGGUAGACGAGUUGGUUCAACAAAGUUUCUCCCGCUUUUACCAUCGGAUACAAGGUCUGGGAAGUAGCGCGUACUGUGUAAUCCUCCCGAUUCCAAAGAAGAGCGGCUUUUUGGUCAAAGCGCUGAUGAAUUCGAUCAAGGAAGAAGAAGAAAUAGCAUUCCGCGCUAUUUCAGCGCAAGCGAUUGCCAGGUUUGUGGUGGAUCAGGCACAUACUCAGAAGAAAUGUGUCGCCAAGAUCGUCUCCAACCUCUGCAACAGUGCUGCGGCGUUGAUAGGCGCAACGAGCGAUCCCUCCGACAGCAACCCGCAACAUGAUCCAAGCCCUGUUAUUCUUCCUGACGUACUCAAGAAGAUAAGGGUCCGAGCAGUGGGCGCUGAGGCUGCGUUAAGUGAGAUUUGUAAGCACACGGGUGAUUCUCUAUUUGAAACAUGUCGUGCGUUGGAGGAUGCCAUUUCCAAGGCGUGGAAGCAGCAAAAUGUUGAUGAGCUUACUAUUCAACGAUGCAUGCACUUGAUUAUGCUGGUGAUGCCCCAUACUGAGAGUGGCGCGAUGGAAAAAUGCUUGUCAUGGCUAGAGCGACUGGCACAAUUGAUGCAGCAGCCAUGUGAAGAUCAUCAAACACGGCGUACAGUCGCUCAUGCUGUUGCUAUUAUUUGCAAGAAUGCCCAAGGUCAGCACCGCGAACAUGCGAUGCUCAUUGUAUACAGCUCAAUAUUUGUGGCAUUUUCCAACACUGGCAGUGUGAAGACUGAAGCGCUUGAAGCUGCAGUGAUGGUGCUUGAUCGUAUCGUCCAUAUUCUUGGGGCAGACCUGACACCAUACGUACCCAGCCUCGUUCACUACGCGAUGAAGACCAUGAGCUCGCAGUCGAAACGUAUUCGCACUUUUGCAGCUGGGGCAUUUGCCGAUUUGGUUCCAUUGAUUCCGCUUCAAAUGGAUCUUGAGCUUCAUGAUUCUGCCCAGCUACUCCCUGAUUCGCUGAGAACAAUUGUGGAGGUAAACGCAGUUUCACGCAGCUUUCUCGAGAGCUUCUCGACGGGGAAAGCUGUUCAGCAUGCUGAUGUGACGGCUGGGUUAGCUCCGGAGACGACAUUGCGUUUGUAUCAACAGCACGGAGUGGACUGGCUGUGCUUUAUGGCCAAGAAUAAUCUUCACGGCAUUCUAGCGGAUGAUAUGGGUCUUGGUAAAACAUUGCAGACGCUGGCCGCUAUGGCGUCCACGUUAGGAAUGGAACUGAAGAACGAGGCAUCUAUGCCUUGCAUUAUUGUUUGCCCACCAAUUAUCGUUCACCACUGGAUCCAGGAGAUCAAGAAGUACAUCCCUGGCAUCUUCGCGUCCAUCAUCGACUACUCAACUCCUGCAAGUGAUCGAAAGCGUCUUCGUCGUGGGAAUGCUUUCCCUAUUUCGGGUCGCGGUUCAACGUUGAUCAUAACGACUUACUCGAUUCUGCGUGCAGAUAUCAAGUACUUCAGCUCUGUCGAAUAUAUGUAUGUGGUGCUUGACGAAGCGCAUUUGAUUCGGAAUCCGUCCACGGGACUAUUUCGUGCCGUGUUGGAGCUUCGCGCAUCGCAUCGUGUUGCUUUGAGUGGAACUCCGUUGCAGAAUAACGUGACGGACUUGUGGGCUCUGUUCGAGUUCUUGAUGCCAGGAUACUUAGGCGACUUCACUGUAUUUCGUCGCGAGUAUGUGCUCCCGAUAACAAAGUCGAAAGAACGAAAUGCGACUACGAAACAGAAGGAGCAAGCAGCGAUCGCAAUCGCAAAACUGCACCAGAAAGUAUUACCAUUUAUUCUUCGACGAACGAAAGAUCAGGUGCUCGACGAGCUUCCCCCGAAGAUUAUCUCCAACGUGUUACUCCCACUUUCCCCGCUGCAAAAGCGACUGUAUUCAUUGGCGUCGUCAACAGAGGAAGACACAAGCUCAGUAAACUCUUCAAGAACGAAGAAUCAAGAAAAGGAUGCGGCAACGACCAACGUGCUGACAAAUCUUCAACUGCUUCGCAAGAUUUGUGUACACCCAGCGCUGGUUGCUGACGAUAAAGCUGCUCAAGGUCUCAAUUCAAAGGAGAAGAGUGCGCUUUCGGACUGGAAGAGCUCAGGAAAGAUGACCGGGUUACACGAUCUCUUGGUAGAGUGCUGUGAUAUUGCGGCACGGGAUCAGAAAACUUCUAUAGACUCUGCUUCCAACGCUGAUGAUACCAGCUUUUCUCCUCAUCGGUGUCUGGUGUUCGCUCAUCUGCAAAAGACGCUGGAUCUCACAGAGCAAAUGCUACAGGACGCGUUGCCUGGAGUAAUGUAUCGUCGUCUGGAUGGAAGAACUUCCCACUCGAAGCGUGCAGAUAUUGUUCAGCAGUUCAAUGCCGACCCAUCGAUAGACGUCUUGUUGUUGACUACAUCGGUUGGUGGCCUGGGACUCACGCUCACUGGCGCUGACACUGUCAUCUUUAUUGAACACUCGUGGAACCCUUUUGUCGAUCUGCAAGCAAUGGAUCGUGCACAUCGCAUUGGGCAGAAGCGUACCGUUCGCGUAUUCAGGUUAAUCAUGGAGGAAUCUCUCGAGGAACACAUUGUAAACCUCCAGCAGUUCAAAGAGCAAGUUGCGGCUACGGUGGUGCAAAAGAGCGACGCUCAAAGCAGCAUGAACACGAAUACCAGAGGAGUGCUGAACUUGCUGCAAGCUUCGUCAUCCGCAGUGGCUGCCAAGGAACUUCGAGCAUCAGUUGCUGCAACAAAGAGCAGUGAAGGCGACCAGCACGUUGCUGCAGCACUUCCACAAGGAGCCCAAGAACUGCUCGACCAGAUCGGUGAGCUGUGGGACGAAUCUCAGUACGAAUCCUUAGCGUUUCCUGAAGACGAAUGA
Molecule: messenger RNA, 5370 nt
Organism: Phytophthora nicotianae INRA-310
Lineage: Eukaryota; Oomycota; Peronosporomycetes; Peronosporales; Peronosporaceae
Exons: 5
Coding region: 1-5370 (1789 amino acids)
Molecular function (GO): ATP hydrolysis activity; DNA binding; ATP binding
Source: RefSeq, a predicted model, not a curated record